Molecule: messenger RNA, 960 nt
Organism: Lottia gigantea (owl limpet)
Lineage: Eukaryota; Metazoa; Mollusca; Gastropoda; Lottiidae
Exons: 3
Coding region: 1-960 (319 amino acids)
Source: RefSeq, a predicted model, not a curated record
AUGGAUUGUUUCAUUGUGGCCAGCCCAUUGAAACCAGAGUCACCUUCGACGACCUCACAAACACUUUAUUCAACAAACGAGGCUCUUUGUAUAACGCCAGAAUACAAAGAUAUUGGUACUGGUGUGGAGAAGCUGCCGAAUAUUUCCGAAGAUACCAAAGUUCCAAGUAUUGAACCCACCGACGAAUUGGCCACAGCUAUCAUUGUGCCAUUGGGUCCACGUGGAUUUAGAAACCUUGUGUUGGAACCCUUAGGAAACAGAGUGUGUUACUUUGACACUGACAGCAUCAUCUAUCGACAUCUACCACUACAAUGGAAUCCAACCGAAGGUUCGUCGUUGGGAGAAUGGAAAAACGAGUUACCAGAAAAUGUACACAUCACUCAAUUCGUAGCUGGAGGGCCUAAAAAUUACGCUUACCAACUGAGCAACGGUAGCAAUGUAGUGAUUGCUGCUUUUGUGACAGCCCAAGCACGUUUAAAACUAUACAGUGUGUUGGAACCCUUAGGAAACAGAGUGUGUUACUUUGACACUGACAGCAUCAUCUAUCGACAUCUACCACUACAAUGGAAUCCAACCGAAGGUUCGUCGUUGGGAGAAUGGAAAAACGAGUUACCAGAAAAUGUACACAUCACUCAAUUCGUAGCUGGAGGGCCUAAAAAUUACGCUUACCAACUGAGCAACGGUGAAACAGUCUGUAAGAUGCGAGGAUUUACAUUGACCUACCGAGGAAUGCAACAACUUAAUUUUGAGACGGUGAAAAACAUGGAAAAACCUAAAGACGAAGACAUUGACGCCGUAUUAGGCAGUUUAAUCGAAGACCCGAAAGGUCACGUGCAGUUGUGGGAAAACGAAGACGAUUGGUCAAUCGACGUAGAAAAAGAAUUAAGAAAAUUCUGGAAAGAAGUUCCUGGUUUACGUAUGAUAUUACCAACAUGGAGAAAAGAGAAAGAGAAUUGUUAA